Molecule: messenger RNA, 872 nt
Organism: Populus nigra (black poplar)
Lineage: Eukaryota; Viridiplantae; Streptophyta; Magnoliopsida; Malpighiales; Salicaceae
Exons: 3
Coding region: 15-707 (230 amino acids)
Molecular function (GO): protein binding
Source: RefSeq, a predicted model, not a curated record
AAACCAACCACCAAAUGGGUGCAUGUAAAGCACCCAUUUCCAAUCUACUCCUACCCUCACCACCACCCUCACCACCAACUCCAAACCAAAACGCCACCACUAGGCGCCUUCUCCUGUUCUCCCUUCCAUUAUUAACAACAGCCACCACUACAAAUAAUCUUCCUCUUAGUACCACUGGUGCUAAAAUAGCUAGUGUAAACUCAAGAAUACAGCUAAACUCUUGUUGGGCUCUAGCAGAGAGCUAUGACCCAGUAAGCCAAGCUGAGAAGGAAGCCAGUGCUUCCAUAUCCAGGAGAGUGUCAGAAGCUGUAGAGUUGUUAGAGAAAGGGAGGGAAUUGCAGGCUCGAGGUGACUUCAAUGAAGCUCUGCUCUACUUCACUCUGAUGGUUGAAAACUACAAAGAUUUCGCAUUCUCAGACUAUGGAAGAGUGGGGAGAGCACUGUCUCUUUAUGAGGUUGGGAACAGAGAAGAAGCAAUUGCAGAAAUGGAGGACGUUUCAAUAUCUUUGAAGGGAUAUCCAGAAAUACAUGCAGCUCUUGCAGCAGCCUUAUAUGCGGACAAGCAUGCCCUAUUACUAGCUGAAAACCAGUUCACCAUUGCCACUAUGCUCGAUCCUCACUAUACAGACCUGUCAUAUGUUAAAGAAACUAAGCAUUGGCCUCCAAGUCUGGUCAGUUCUUUGCAGCAGUUCAUCACACUUUCAUAGUAACCUGUUUUAUAUACACAAAUUAGCUCUUAGCCCGCUCUUGUGCGGGUCCUCCUGCCAUUGGAGGAACAUGGACGUUUCAUUCCGAUGAUUUUUUUUCUGUAGUGUGAAUUGUCCGAAGUUGUUUAAGUAACAAUAUGAAUAUAAGUAUGAAUUAUGGAGUUA